Molecule: messenger RNA, 1455 nt
Organism: Pieris macdunnoughi
Lineage: Eukaryota; Metazoa; Arthropoda; Insecta; Lepidoptera; Pieridae
Source: the annotation of a GenBank genome assembly
AUGAGUGGAAAAGUGAAGACUUCAGCGCUUUUGGUUCAAACACUUGCGACAUUCAGCAUCGCAUAUCUCACCGGACUCACUGGCUUCAUUUAUGCUUGGCCGUCAUACACUUAUGAGACCUUCACAACGAACAAGACAGUGUUAUCUGCCCCUCUCACUCCAACACAAAUGUCUGUAUUGGGGAGCUUGACAAACAUUGGGGGACUGAUAGGAACCCCCCUAUGUGCCUUGGUAAUUGAUAGAAUCGGGAGACGAUAUUCUGCUAUGCUGUUUGGGCUGCCAUAUGUGAUAUGCUGGGCAAUUAUAUCAAUGACAACAUCGAUUAAUCUCGUCAUGUUCGCGAUUGGGUUUGCUGGCUUAGGCGCAGGUGGGCAAGCCAUAUCGACCGUCUACAUAUCCGAGAUAUCGGAAGACUCUAUAAGGGGUGCCCUCACAUCUUCAACCGUGUCCGCGUAUUUCAUAGGCCUCCUACUCUCGUACCUUCUAGGAGGGCAACUGGCAUAUCAGCAUGUUUUAUAUGUGCACUUGGCAAUGUCUGUGCUGUAUAUUCUUCUGCUUAUGCUGUUAAAGGAGUCUCCAGUGUUUCUGAUCCAGCAAGGGAAAGAAAAGGAAGCUGCCGAAUCCAUAGCCUUUUAUAGACGCGUGGGAGUUGAGUCAAAGGAAGUUGAAAUAGAAAUAAAUAAAAUAAAAAUGCAGCUUGAUCCCCGAUUUGAGCUGAUGCUUCAAUCUAACGAAGAUCCUAAUGCAGUGAAGCACUUGCUAGAAAAGCCAAUGGAAAAUGCUAAGAAGGAGCCAUCUUGGAAAUUUUUAAUGAAAUCUGAAUCAUCCAAGGGAGCUCUCUUCGCUGUCCUCUUUUGUAUGGGAAUAAACAUCUUGAUGGGUCCUAUAGUGCUGCAAGUAUAUGCUGAGCCACUCUUCAAGGAGGCUGUACCGACGAUGCACCCUAAUCUAUGCUCUAUACUAUUGGCUGUAGAUUAUCUAGCUGCUGCGUUAGUCUGCGCCUUUGUCAUAGACAAGUUUGGGAGGAAGAGUCUGAUGACAGUCACAUCAGUAGCAUCAGGUUUCUUCAACAUCCUCUUGGGAAGUCAGCUGCAGUUCCACUGGGCUCCUCAUUGGUUCACGGCAUUUGUGAUAUACGCUUAUAGCUUCGUUUUUAACCUUGGAGCUGCUGUCGUACCCUUCGUUUUAACAGCAGAAGUGUUUUUGCCAGAGGUCCGAGGUAUAUGCAGCAGCCUGUCUAUGAUAUGUAUGUGGGUUAUGAAUUUCGUCACCCUCAUAAUUUUCAAUCCACUGGUGGAUCAGCUAGGCCUGGGUCCAACGUUUUAUUUCUUUUCAAUAAUUUGCUUCAUUGGAGGUACAUAUAGCCACCUGUGGCUUCCAGAGACGAAAGGAUUGUCUGCUGACCAGAUACAGCCUUUGUUUAUGAAGAAGAAGACCAGAAAUACAUUAGGUUAA